CUUUAUGCUGUUCCAUCGCAGCCAUCUAGUUGCAUUAUUUAUUGCGCGGCCUCGAGAUUGGUGAAGCCAUCGGAAGACGAAGAAAGAGAGGGGGUGGCUGAGAGUUGUUCAUUUUUGUUAGUUUUAUUCUCUCUCUCUCUCUCUGUAAAUGCUUUGUACAGUCUUCGUCCUCCUUUCAUUCUUCUGUGUUCUCUGGUUCGUUUAAGAUAAGCUCUUAACCUGUAUUAAGUGGUUUUUGAGCGUUGUUAGAGAACCAGGGUUGUCCGUUUUUGUGUUGUUUGUAUGAGUGUAAUCGAAUUUAUUCAUAUAGUGCAGUGAGUUUUUCUCACCGAAGCUCAAGUGGACGUAACCCUGAUUUGGGGUGAACCACUAUAAAUCUUUUGCCUCUUGUUACGUUUUUGUUUUUGAUAUAUGCUGUGUUUGAGUUAUAUGUUUUUAUACUCUCGGCCAUCAAUGUUUAUUCAGCAGUGUGUGAUUUUGGCUUGAGCGAGUGUUUGCUAUCGCCUGUUAUCUGUAACAUGCAUUAAAAAUAUUAUUUUGAAUUUUGAUGUAUAAUUUAAAAUUUAUAAUCUUAAUUUUUGUUGGAUGUUUUCAUUUUAAUUACAGAUAUAAAGUUUUAGAUGUUGCAAUUUCUUCUUAUUUUAAUAUUAUUUUGACUUUAAUCACAUGUUUGGAUAGGUUUGGGACGAGUUUCGGGUGGCCUUAGGGUUGAUUUGGUGUGGUUUGGGUAGAUGAUUUAGGGAACAGGUUCCUUGCAAGGAUCCCUGAACCCUGUGGGGACAGGGUUGGGGUUGACUUUCCCUUUUCGUUUGAGUUUGGGUUUGGAGAUCAGAUUGGGAGUUCUGGUUUGGACUCGGGGAUGGCACUCUGCCUUCCCUACUUCCAAGCUUAAAGGCGUCCUUAGUACCAACCAUUACCUAAUAGAUUCAAAAUAAUAAUUUAGGUUACUGAAGAAUAUUUGAUUUCCUAAAUUAUAUAAUAUUCUAUUUAGGCACUGAAUUGAUUACUAAGCAUUACUUGCGCACUCUUUUAGGCAUUUGAAAUAAUGGCAUUUCUUAAGUUAUAAAGCAAUUAAUGUAGUGAGGGUUUUUUAUGUUUAAUUGGUGCCAAUUAGGAAAUGACAUGUUAUUCUGGGUAUUUUUAGAAUUAAAAAAUCAGAAAGAAGAAAAAUUAGAUUGAGGAUUUGGGCUAUAUAUUAAUAUAGAUUUAGUAUUAGAGCAAAAGAUUAAAAGUACUUUUACAAAUUAUACAGUAUAAUCAUGUUUCAUAACUCCCGUUAAUUAUUUAAAAAGUUGUAACUGCAAAAUUCAGGUUGAUAUUUAGCAAAUCUUUUCAUAUCAAAACAUCAUUGAGAAUUUAAUUAGGUCAUAUUUUGUGUAUUCAUUACUUUGUAACAGCCAAGUAUCAUAUCACACUUCUCACAACGUGGACUGUUAGACAAGGAAAAGGUGCAAGGUAACUAUCCAGUUCCUCUCCUUGAACCCUCUCUGAGCUGCAGGAUGGCAAAAUAUGGCGGUGGUGGCAGCUGUAGCUGUGACUGUUGCUGUGUCCAUAGCAGAGCUAGUGUAGAGGAGAUAAAGCCACAUCCUGUGACAGAGCAGCUCCCAGGCAUUCAAUAUUGCGUUAACAGUCCCCCUCAUUGGUCUGAAGCUAUUCUUUUGGGAUUCCAGCAUUAUGUCAUAACUCUAGGAACUACAGUCUUUAUUCCAAGCAUGUUUGUCAACCAAAUGGGAGGUAGCAAUGUUGAGAAGGCCAAGGUGAUACAAACUUUACUCUUCGUGUCAGGAUUGAGCACGCUAUUGCAGUCCUUAUUUGGUACCCGGCUCCCAUCAGUAAUUGGUGGUUCAUAUGCUUAUAUCAUUCCCAUAAGCUCCAUUCUACAUGUGAAAAGAUAUCAAAUGUCACCAGAGCCUUGCGAUGCAGAUUGUGGAUACCAGAGGUUUGAGCGGACAAUGAGAGAAAUGCAGGGUGCUUUGAUUGUUGCAUCAUGUUUCCAGAUGCUUAUCGGUUUCCUGGGCAUAUGGAGAAAUAUUUUAAGGUUUAUUACUCCUCUUUCUAUGGUUCCUCUCAUGACUAUGACUGGAUUUGGGCUCUAUUAUCUUGGUUUCCCGCUGGUGGUAAAGUGUGUUGAAAUUGGGCUCCUGGAGUUAAUUUUAGUAAUUAUCAUCUCACAGUAUCUUCCUCAUUAUUUGAAAAUGAAGAGACGUAUAUAUGAUAGAUAUGCUGUUAUGCUCUCAGUUCCUUUUUUGUGGGUUUUUGCACAAGUGCUGACAUCCAGUGGUGCGUACCACAAAGCUUCUUCAGAAUCUCAGGCUGUCUGUCGCACUGAUCGUGCUGGACUCAUCAGUGGGGCUCCCUGGAUAUACAUCCCAUAUCCAUUCCAGUGGGGAAUGCCCACCUUUAAGGCAGGUGAAGCUUUUGCAGUGAUGGCAGCUUCAUUUGUUGCUUCUGUUGAGUCUACUGCUACAUUUCUUGUGACAGCAAGAUAUGGGAGUGCCACACCUGUUCCAGCUUCUGUUCUUAGUCGCGGUAUUAGCUGGCUGGGAUUUGGGACUUUCCUAACUGGCAUCUUUGGCACUGUGACUGGGUCUACUGCAUCAGUUGAGAAUGCUGGUUCAUUGGCCUUGACUAGAGUUGGAAGCCGACGAGUCAUUCAAAUAUCAGUUGCCUUUAUGAUAUUCUUCUCUAUAUUAGGCAAAUUCGGAGCAUUUUUUGCUUCAAUACCUCUGCCAGUUCUAGCAGCUUUGAAUUGUGUCUUCUACAGCUAUGCAUCUUCAGCAGGCCUCGGUCUUCUCCAAUAUUGCAAUUUGAACAGUUUCAGAACAAAAUUCAUAUUAGGCUUAUCCUUCCUCCUGGGCCUUUCAAUACCACAAUACUUCAGGGAGCAUCAGCUUAGCACCGGGGCCAGUCCUGUUCGCACACACGCCAGAUGGUUCAAUGACAUGGUGACCGUCAUCUUUACGUCUCACACGGUGGUGGCUGCCUCGGUCGCGGUGCUGCUGGAUUGCACUCUGUGUCGCGAGGAUGACGAAACUCGGAAAGAUAGAGGCUCGCAUUGGUGGGAGAAGUUCGCUUCAUAUAAUACAGAUGUUAGGAGCCAUGAUUUUUAUCGUCUGCCAUUCAAACUGGACAAGUUUUUCCCACCUCUGUAAGUUAUUUGUAGCCCCCCUUGGUUGGCUACCGUCGUUACUUCAUUCUUUUGUUUUCUUCUGGCUGGAUGAUGAGGGCAAACUCAAAAUAAUUUGCUAUUCCUGUUUGAUGAACCAUCAUCAUCAACCUCUGCUACCUGUUAAUUAUUACCAUAAUUCGAAAGUUCUCUCUCGUCUCUUUCUACGAGAUUUUGUCAUAUACAUAUACAUAUAUAUAUGUAUGAGAUUUGCUUUAACAUGCCCUCUUUGUUA
Molecule: messenger RNA, 3401 nt
Organism: Diospyros lotus (date-plum)
Lineage: Eukaryota; Viridiplantae; Streptophyta; Magnoliopsida; Ericales; Ebenaceae
Product: nucleobase-ascorbate transporter 7-like
Exons: 14
Coding region: 1500-3152 (550 amino acids)
Biological process (GO): transmembrane transport
Cellular component (GO): membrane
Molecular function (GO): transmembrane transporter activity
Source: RefSeq, a predicted model, not a curated record